Polypterus senegalus (gray bichir) is the source of this 4170-nucleotide messenger RNA. Its product is annotated as protein argonaute-1. Gene Ontology annotation, molecular function: protein binding; RNA binding. Lineage: Eukaryota; Metazoa; Chordata; Cladistia; Polypteriformes; Polypteridae. The transcript is spliced from 20 exons. Bases 880 to 3456 code for a protein of 858 amino acids. The record is from RefSeq and is a predicted model, not a curated record.
UCUUUGUUCAGCUGGAAUCCCACUGCUAGAAAAGCGGCCAGUAGCAGACCGGUGCACGGAGCUGGAGUUUGGGGCGGUGUGGGCCAGUGAGACGCGACAAACCAGUCUGAAGAGCAGUUCAGGAUUUUCAUGUAGCGGAGGCAUCAGGUGUACUUCUGGCUUUGAGGAAUCAAGCUUCUUGAAAGAGUAAGAAGCAUAAGGGCUAUAGUGGGGCACUGGACAGAGAAGUCCAGCCACGCCACAUCCGGGAACCAAAUAGAGGAGUCCGACUUGGCAAUGCAAGGGACCGAGGAAAGAGGGGGAAGAAAACGGAGAACUCCGUGCACUAGGCCGAAAAGAAACUAACAGUGCUCCUCGGCGAACUGAGCUGAAAGGAGUCCAGCCAGGUAACUUCUCCUUGAGGGCUGGACAGCGAGAUCCGAGUCCAGAUAGGCAGUUUAAGUAAUCAGAGAGGACUGGAAAGAGGGAAAACAGUAGAGAGAGAGAGAGAGACAAUCGGGCCGACUUUACGGGUUGGACAAAGAGCACAAAAAAGUCGGAGCGAGUUCCUGGUUGGGACUUGAUGGAAGAGUAGCCAGACUUAACUGUUGAUUGGUUAGACGCUGGUCCAGUCUGGCCACUUUGCUUCCGGAGCUGUGCAGAGGAUAGAUAAUACAAGGAAUCGGAUGGAUAGGAGACUCAUGACUCCAGAGAGGCUGCUCCAUGAUAAACAGAAAGGAAACCAGUGACACUUACUAAGGAGUAAGAGUAGAGCAGCACGGAGACUCCACAGCAUCGUGGCCAGGAUUAUUUGGAGCAGCAAGCCCCUUUGACACCCUGGUGCUCGGUUACUGUUAAAGGGAACUGUAGUCCUCACAGGAACACAGCAGGCUGUAUGGGAUGGAACCAGGACCAUCAGGAGCCGUGCCUGUGGGGCCGUUGUUGCCUCCACUGCAGCAGGUAUUCCAGGCACCUCGUCGCCCUGGAAUUGGCACAGUGGGGAAGCCCAUCAAGCUGCUUGCCAACUACUUUGAAGUGGACAUCCCCAAGAUGGACGUGUACCAUUAUGAAGUGGACAUCAAGCCUGACAAAUGCCCUCGGCGGGUUAACAGGGAAGUGGUGGAGUACAUGGUGCAGCAUUUUAAGCCCCAGAUCUUUGGAGACAGGAAGCCAGUUUAUGAUGGAAAGAAGAAUAUCUACACAGUCACUGCACUGCCAAUCAGCAAUGAGCGGGUUGACUUUGAGGUAACAAUCCCAGGUGAAGGUAAAGAUCGAAUAUUUAAGGUUUCUAUCAAAUGGAUGGCUAUUGUAAGCUGGCGCAUGCUGCACGAUGCAUUAGUCAGUGGCCGAAUUCAGGUUCCUCUGGAUUCUGUCCAGGCUUUGGAUGUUGCGAUGCGGCACCUGGCAUCUAUGAGGUACACUCCAGUUGGGCGUUCAUUUUUCUCACCACCAGAGGGUUACUACCAUCCUCUAGGAGGAGGCCGUGAGGUUUGGUUUGGCUUCCACCAAUCUGUGAGGCCUGCAAUGUGGAACAUGAUGCUCAAUAUUGACGUCUCAGCCACAGCAUUUUAUAAGGCCCAACCAGUGAUUGAAUUCAUGUGUGAGGUUCUGGAUAUUCGAAACAUUGAUGAGCAGCCCAAGUCCCUGACAGACUCCCAGAGAGUACGCUUUACAAAGGAGAUUAAAGGGCUGAAGGUGGAGGUGACGCACUGUGGACAGAUGAAGCGGAAAUAUCGUGUGUGCAAUGUGACCAGACGUCCAGCCAGUCACCAGACAUUUCCACUACAGCUGGAGAGUGGGCAAACCGUUGAGUGCACAGUAGCUCAAUACUUCAAACAAAAGUACAAUCUGCAGCUAAAAUAUCCUCAUUUGCCCUGUCUGCAGGUGGGACAGGAGCAGAAACACACAUACUUGCCCCUGGAGGUCUGUAACAUUGUUGCCGGGCAGCGGUGUAUCAAGAAACUGACUGAUAAUCAGACAUCAACCAUGAUUAAGGCAACCGCUCGUUCAGCUCCUGACCGGCAAGAAGAGAUCAGCCGGCUGAUGAAGAAUGCCAGCUAUAACCUAGAUCCCUACAUUCAGGAGUUUGGAGUGAAAGUGAAGGAUGAUAUGGCAGAAGUGACGGGUCGAGUGCUUCCAGCACCAAUUCUUCAGUAUGGAGGAAGGAACAGGGCAAUUGCCACUCCAAAUCAGGGUGUUUGGGACAUGAGAGGAAAGCAGUUCUACAAUGGUAUUGAGAUCAAGGUAUGGGCUAUUGCCUGCUUUGCACCACAGAAACAAUGUCGGGAAGAGGUUCUCAAGAAUUUUACAGACCAACUUCGCAAGAUUUCAAAGGAUGCUGGCAUGCCCAUCCAGGGACAACCCUGCUUCUGUAAGUACGCGCAGGGUGCUGAUAGUGUGGAGCCCAUGUUCCGUCACCUGAAAAACACCUAUUCGGGACUGCAACUUAUCAUAGUCAUCCUGCCUGGCAAGACACCUGUGUAUGCGGAGGUCAAGCGGGUUGGAGACACUCUACUUGGGAUGGCCACUCAGUGUGUGCAGGUAAAGAAUGUGGUAAAGACUUCCCCACAGACCCUGUCCAACCUCUGCCUGAAAAUCAAUGUCAAACUGGGUGGAAUUAACAACAUCCUGGUCCCACACCAACGAUCUGCAGUAUUCCAGCAACCUGUCAUUUUUCUCGGAGCUGAUGUAACACACCCCCCAGCAGGUGAUGGGAAGAAGCCUUCCAUAACUGCGGUGGUGGGGAGCAUGGAUGCACAUCCAAGCCGGUACUGUGCCACAGUGCGUGUGCAGCGUCCAAGACAGGAAAUCAUUGAGGAUCUUUCCUAUAUGGUACGUGAGUUGCUGAUCCAGUUCUAUAAGUCCACUCGCUUCAAGCCCACUCGAAUAAUUUUCUACCGUGAUGGAGUCCCAGAAGGACAGCUUCCACAGAUUCUCCAUUAUGAGCUUCUUGCCAUCCGAGAUGCUUGUAUCAAGUUGGAAAAAGACUACCAGCCUGGUAUCACAUAUAUUGUUGUGCAGAAGCGGCAUCAUACACGACUGUUUUGUGCUGACAAGAAUGAGCGGAUUGGAAAAAGUGGCAACAUCCCUGCAGGAACAACUGUGGAUACAAACAUUACUCACCCAUUUGAAUUUGACUUCUACCUGUGCAGUCAUGCGGGGAUACAGGGUACAAGCCGUCCUUCCCAUUAUUAUGUCCUUUGGGAUGAUAACCGCUUCACAGCAGAUGAAUUGCAGAUUCUAACAUAUCAGCUAUGCCACACUUAUGUUCGUUGUACCCGUUCCGUAUCCAUCCCUGCACCUGCCUACUAUGCAAGACUUGUUGCAUUUCGAGCACGAUAUCACCUGGUGGACAAGGAGCAUGACAGUGGUGAAGGCAGUCAUAUCUCUGGACAGAGCAAUGGCCGUGACCCCCAGGCCUUGGCGAAAGCUGUACAGGUGCACCAAGACACUCUAAGGACCAUGUAUUUUGCCUGACCUCUGUGUUCGAAAAUUGCUGUCCCUUGCCCUCAAACUUACUGCCAACUUGUGCUUUUGGCAACCCACAGAUCUCCAGAAAAUGCCAAUUUGUGAAGGAUUUGCACCACGGUGUUCCUACCCUGGACACACUUUUUACAAUUUUAAUAUUUUUAUAUUUACUUCUCGAGUCAUUUUUAUGCAAUAUUGAACAAAUGGAUGCCUGACUGCCAACAUAAGCUGCCUCGACAUUGUCUGAGCCUGAAUUCACUGCGUACCCAGCUGCUCAUUCCCAACCAAUUUGUGAAGAAGGCAGAGGGGCUUGUUUUACUGCAGCAAAGUGUGGCCCUUUUGUUCUGCUUCACCUAGAGGUGAAAGAUACAAGCACUUAGAUUAGAAAGCGUAAGCCUUCCCAGUCUGCACUGAGCUCCAGGAAGUGAAAGCAAUAGGUUAGUUAUAUUAUAGAUGGAAGAGUGCCUGAAUCCAUGCUGCUACAGAAUGGUGUGCAACACCGGGAUGCCCUAGCUGGCACCUACAAAUCCUCGACUGAAGCGCUUUUUACAUUUGAUUGUUAUGAGAGGAUCUGUAAUCUACAUAAUGAUGGAUGCUGGUUGGUGUCCUCCUUGGGUUGCUACUGGAUAUCUUACAAAGUGAUGCCAGAGAUUCUAUCCUUCAGUGCACGUGCUUCUACAAUGUAUUAACUGAGUAGUAUCAAAUUGUGGGCUCAGAGGUUUU